Camellia sinensis is the source of this 999-nucleotide messenger RNA. The record is from RefSeq and is a predicted model, not a curated record. NCBI's taxonomy places the organism in Eukaryota, Viridiplantae, Streptophyta, Magnoliopsida, Ericales, Theaceae.
AUGGAGGUAUUCGCAUGGUUAGCAUAUGAUACUCCAGGGUUGAACCUAGAGUUUGCUUGCCACAAACUUAACAUCAACCCUUCCACUCGGCCUAUUGUACAGAAAAUUCGAAGGUCCUCAGUUGAGCACACUGAAGCAGUAAUUGUCGAAGUCGAAAAACUCCUGGCAUCAGGAGCGAUCAGAAAAGUGCAGUACCCACAAUGGCUGUCCAACACAGUUGUAGUAAAAAAGAAGAACGGAAAAUUGAGAGUCUGCAUUGACUUCACUUGCCUAAACAAAGCCUGCCCCAAGGAUAGUUUUCCAUUGCCUCGCAUCGAUCAACUGGUAGACUCAACAGCAGGGCAUGGGCGCAUGAGUUUUCUGGACGCCUAUUGCGGUUACCACCAAAUACCACUGUUCGGUCCAGAUCAAGAGAAGACAACAUUUAUCACUCCAAGGGGAACUUAUUGCUACAAAGUAAUGCCGUUUGGCCUUAAGAAAAUGGAACAUAGUUCGAUGGAAAGAUCUUCAAAAAGUUUUGUGUCGACCUCAGAAUCGAAUAUCGGAACUCUUCUCCAGGCACGGCGCUCAACGGGAGAUACACCUUACCCCUUAACUUACGGAUUGGAGGCUGUCAUCCCACUCGAAGUAGGUCUCUCAACCCUCCGGUCUGAAUUGUUUGAAAGCACCAGUAAUAAGGAAGCUAUUGCACAAGCAUUGGAUAUGGCAAAAGGCCGAAGAGAAGCUGCAUUGAUCAGACUUGUAGCAAAUCAGCAGCAACUUAUCAAGAGUUUCAACCAAAAAGUUUUCCCAAGGCAAUUCACACUUGGAGAACUGGUUUUGAGAAAAGUCAUGGAUCACAAAAGGGUGCCUGGCGAAGGGAAACUUAGGCCUAACUGGGAGGGUCCCUACAAAGUCACAGUUGUUACUGGAAAUAGAGCUUACUACCUGGAGGAUCUUAAAGGCCGAGCCAUACCUCGGCCCUGGAAUGUAGCAAAUCUCAAGAAAUACUAUCAAUAG